AUGGACUCUUCAUAUAAAAAUUUGGAAUUUAAAUUUAUUAAAUGCAGUGGUAUUAUUGUUGAAAAUGGUGGUAAGAAAGCUACAGGCAAUCAAUUUGGUUCGUAUGUUGUUUUCUGUGAGUCAAGCAUUCCAUUAAAUCAGAAUGUAAAACUUGCAUUUCGUAUGAUAUCACUACCAUUAAUGGGUGACGUUGAAUUAGGUAUCUGUUCUAAGGAUUAAUCUGGAAAUUUGAAUAAUAAGAACAGGUAUAUGAUUAAUAAGUAUUCCAUUCAAUUUAUUGAAAGAGAUAUUGUUUUACUUGAUAUAAGAAUGAAAGAUAAAAAAAUAAUAUUUAAAAACCUAAGAUCAUCAGAAUAAUAAGUAAAUAAAUAUUAUAAUAAUAUAGCAAAUGUCAAUUGACACUUCACAAGUUUUAUAUCCAUGUGCUCUAUUAUAUAUGUCCUGUAUUUAAAUAGUGGAUGAAAAAGAUUAUUUGAAUAAUUAUUAAGAAUUAAUAUAAUCACUAAUAAAUAGAUACUUAAAUCCUCCUUCGACUAUUGCGUAUGCUGGUUAUACUUUGUUGUUUAAUAACGUUAUCCCACAAACUAUAAUUUUUCAUUUUUAUAAACUAUUUUUCAAACUGAAUGAAUACUAUUUGAAAUUAUAAAUUCCAUCACAUGGGUAUAUCAUGAGAUUUAUUAUUCAAAAAACACAACAUAAAAAAUAUGAUUCUAAAGCAUAAAAUUUUCUAUUAUUUAAUUAAUAAAAUUUAAUUAGCUAUAUGUCCUAAGGGUAUAUAAUGCUUAUUAGUUAUAUUAAAAAGUAUUUUGAGGGAAAAUGGUGUUAAAAAUAAAAUUGA
This is a messenger RNA of Paramecium sonneborni, 838 nucleotides long. NCBI's taxonomy places the organism in Eukaryota, Ciliophora, Oligohymenophorea, Peniculida, Parameciidae. The record is from the annotation of a GenBank genome assembly.